UCGCGGACACUCCGACCCAUACAGCCCGCUUCAAAAAAUAACCACAAUUCUUCGUUCCUUGCUCAGCGCAUAGCGAGCUUAUAAAAGGAAAACAAUGCCAUUCGUACCAGGACCCCGAAGAGCCGCAAAGGAUGAAAAUGGAGACAAAACGUAUCUCUGUUCAUGGGAGGGUGAGUCCGACACCUUCCGACUUUACAAAUAAAAAGGGGUCAACGAGCGAGGUAAAUUCCACACCUCGGUGGACACGCCUCAAGCCUCAAUGAUCAAACCAACAAGGAUCCGUCUUUCUACGACCUGGUGUCAUAUAUAUAUCCCUUCCCCUCAAGCUUGAGGAUCAGGCUUAUCAGAUACUAUCUAUCACUUUCUCGCCCGUACAUAUCCCGACCUGUUUGUGCAAGAGUCUCACGAAAGCACGAAGAGGAACAAAUGUGAUGGACUGACAGUGUCCCUUUGCAGGAUGUACAAAAAAAUUCGGAACUGCUGGGCAUGUUCGAAGGCAUGAGAAGACUCAUAUCGGCAGUACCCCAUACUCUUGUCCUUAUUGUAGUAAAAGCUUUGGCCGUAGUGAUGUGCGUGCAAAGCAUGUGAGUACUAUGCAUCGUGGGGAGGAAUGCGGAGAGAGUGACGGAGAGUCUCCAGCAAAAUCAAGGAGGCUUUCAUUUGAUUCAACUGCCUCUAGCCGCAAGCUUUCCUUGUCAAGCAUCACUACCGUUUCCGAGGCCCCGCCUUUGUCAAAUGUUAUGCUGUCAGGUCCCUCACACUUGCUCCCUCCUUUACACGGUACUGGUCUUCCAAUUGACCCCUCGGAAGACUCUGAUCCAGGAAGACUAUCUGGGGGGGUGCAAAGCAUUCUGGGACUUGACACCAAUUUGCAAAGGCAGCAACAUGGUAUGUUCCAGAGUAGCCCGUCAUCUUCAAAUGCACCCUCUAGGGCCACUCCAUUCAUGGGACAAAGUACACCAGGUAGCGGGUUCAUUGACCCCGCCAACUUGAAUGUCGCUUCUUCUUCGACAAUUAAAAAUUUGAUUGAUAUUCCAAAUGAUGACAUCUUAUCCACUCCUACAAUCCCCUCCCACCCAGAAUUAUUAACAUUUGAUCCGAGCUGGGAAUGGUUCGGUAAUUUGUUUGGCUGGGGAUCUGACAACAAUAUUGAUCAGGAUGUUGGUCUUCAGAAUAGCAUGUUUGAGAGCAAUGGCGUGGGACCUGCGAGCUCAACUGAUACACUCAGUGCUGCAUGGCUACUAUGCACAACACCUAGAGCUGGCAGCCCAGUAACAGGUGAAGCUGUUAAAGCCCAGGGGAUGGCAGACCCAUUCGGAAGAAAAGAUGACACGCCCUGGCCCAACGUAUUUAAACCCAACGUUCCAGACCGUCCCCUGACCUUGGGAGAUGUCAAGGCCUCCUCAAAUAUCCGUCCCCCUCGCACAGGACCGAAUUCUAUCAGUGAAGCUUCCCGCAACGCCAUGCUUUCACUCAUCUAUCUUUCUCAUCAACCACAUUGGCUCAUGCCGGAUAUCGAUGAUUUUCCUGAUCAUGACACUUUGUCAGACUUUGUGGAUUUAUAUUUCGAAAAAUUCCAUCCGAUGUUCCCUAUUCUCCAUAAGCCUACUUUUUUGGAAAGCGACACGCCUGCAGUAUUGCUGUUAUCUGUGGCAGCAAUCGGGGCUACUUUUGCAGACCUGAAAUACCGACCACUUGCAGUGGCACUUUGUGAGCUAGUGCGGAGAAUGAUUGCCUGGAUGAGAGGCAGCGACCAGCGGGCGAAAUUUGACCGCUAUGCCCUAGCUGCAUUUACUCUACAAACGGCCCUUGGUUUGGCUUGCGGUUCCCGCGAAAUGUUUUACCAUGCCGAGAUCUUCAGAUGCAGUAUUGUCACCACUUGCCGAAGGUUACAUCUUCUAAGAGGUUUGGAUACCGCUACGGAUGAGUUGUAUAAAAGGACAGAACAUCCAAGCAACGAAGAGAGGUAUAAAGCAUAUUUGAAGGAUGAAGAGAUGAGAAGAUUGGGAUGGGGUGUAUAUUUUCUUGACGCCCAAAUGUCGGCAAUGUUGUUGAUCCCUCCCAUCUUCAUGGUAAACGAAGCCCGCAUCCAUCCACCAACAGAUGAAGCCUUAUGGGAGGCCCCCAAUGCAGAAGCAUGGGCAUCAGUCAUCGCCAAGGGAGAAGCUCCUGACCCGAAACUCCCUACGCCAAGGUUUCUGAAGCUGUUAAGUAUGUCUAUGGCUGGACAGGAUGGGCAGAUUGCCAUGUCUGAUUUCACUGUGGGGAUUGUGACGUACACCAUUUGGAGGCUGCUGAUGGACCAGCGCUUGCUACAAAAGGCGAUAGGGCUGGGCCUUUCAGAAAGCGGCAUGGAUCUAGCGAGUUACCCUGCGCAGACAGAUAUCUUUGAUACACAACCAGGGUACCUUCUCACACGCCUUGCGACAUCCACAUUCCCCAUCCGGUCCCCUAGCUAUCUGCGCCUGACUCCAGCAGCCCUUUAUCACCAUGCACGGUUAAUAUUCACCCGUCCAGGACUUAUCCAGCGGAUAAAACAUGUUUCGGGCAAAUAUGAGCCCGAUAUGACUGAAGAAGGUUCGUUGUCGUGGCUUAAGACAUGGCUAGCAGAUGGGUCGGAGGUGAGAAGAAUAAUAUGGCACGCCGGUGUUUUGAGUGAGCUCAUGGCGGAGAACCCGAGAGGGUCAAUUGGAGAGUUAAUCUGGACGUUUGACUGUGCUCUCUUAUUCUGGAUUGUCUUGAAGCAUGCUCCUCAACAACUUACUUCUGCUUCACCAGCUGCCUUCUUUGCCGCCAACUGGCUCUGCAUAACCCCGCCGGAAAUGUGGAUCUCCCACGGUGGCCAGAUAACCUUUCCGCUGCUCGGUUCAUCUACCACUUGGACAGUGAGCUCUAUGCUGAGAAUAUUCAUGGACAGACUGCACAAAAUGCCUUGGGGUCUAGCAGUACAGAAUCGUCUGGUGUUGAACAAGCUGUUAGAAGCGGAAGGUGCCGGUGACUGAUUGUCUAGAUACUACUCGUCUAGAUACUACGUGAUAGUCAAUUGUAUUUAAG
Messenger RNA from Cryptococcus deneoformans JEC21, 3054 nucleotides. RefSeq lists its product as hypothetical. Gene Ontology annotation, cellular component: chromatin. The transcript has 11 exons. Gene Ontology annotation, molecular function: zinc ion binding; RNA polymerase II cis-regulatory region sequence-specific DNA binding; DNA-binding transcription factor activity, RNA polymerase II-specific. The record is from RefSeq and is a predicted model, not a curated record. The coding region runs from base 594 to 3002 and encodes 802 amino acids. Lineage: Eukaryota; Fungi; Basidiomycota; Tremellomycetes; Tremellales; Cryptococcaceae. Gene Ontology annotation, biological process: regulation of transcription by RNA polymerase II; DNA-templated transcription.